AGGGGGGCGCCUUGGGGGUUUUUAGUGGUGUGGUGCGGCAGUGUUGGCUGAGUGGUCCUAGUGAGCAGGUGUGAUAACCUUCCCCCAUUGAAAAAGUGCUGUUUAAAACACAGGGUGCGUGGUCGAGCAUCUUCUGCUGCUGCAUCAUCCUCGUCGUCGUCGUCGUCGUCAUCUCUUGUCACAUCUCCCGCUGGACGGUGUUCAACGCUCUUCCACCUCACACACACACACUGCUUCUUUUCAGUUGAAAGACGGAUUUUCGUAGAAAUACAGAGAAGUGUUAGUGUUGUGUUGUUAUCGUGAAAAGACACGCACACUUGUAAGACACAGUAUCGCUCAGAAACUAGAGACCGCAACCUUCCGUCACUCGUGAGAGUAGUUCGUUGUGGUUCCCUGCUCAUAGAAAGCGCUUCGGACGAUUCCUCUUCAUCCUCAUCCUCCUUUUCCUCUUGUACCGCCACCACAAACUUUCCUCCUCCAGCAGAAGCACUAAUCAGCGAGAAAACCUAACUUGGUGUACGAGACGACAAGAACACCAAAUCAGAACUGCGUCCCACGGCUGCUGUCCUGUGCCGUGUGGUAGCGAUUGUCGCGCCCAUAGAGUGCCGAAUCAUCUGCUGCUACAUCUAUCAUCCUCCAUCCUUUUAACCGUGGCCCUCUUGUCCCAGCAACGUCAUCAGAAGCAUCAGUAGCAGCGCCGGACUUUUUUAAACUAGGGACGUGAACGUUGAAUUGUUCGUCAGGUGAGCUCUUGACCUCCGCUCUCCUCUGUUCUUCCCGUCUAUCUUCACACGCCAUGGAAGAUUCCACCAGCAGCACUUUUAAGGUCAGCGUCGAAACGUGGAUGAGCGGGAUGAUGAACGGCAUGGAUGGAUGUACGACUCAGAAUGGCACUGCCUCCUCCAACUCGUCUCAGAGUGGCCAUAUUGAGGAGUCCAAAACAAACCUCAUUGUCAACUACCUCCCGCAGAACAUGACUCAAGAGGAGAUACGGUCACUUUUCUCUUCCAUAGGCGAGCUCGAGUCGUGUAAACUAAUAAGAGACAAGGUCACAGGUGAGUCAGGUGAGUGUGGGCCGCCCCUAGAGACGUCAGUUCCGGCAAUCUGCAGUCAGAGUUUGGGAUAUGGUUUCGUCAACUAUGUCAGGCAGGAUGAUGCAGAAAGAGCCAUCAACCAGCUCAAUGGCCUACGUCUCCAGAACAAAACAAUCAAGGUAUCAUAUGCAAGGCCGAGCAGUGAAGCCAUCAAGGGUGCCAAUCUGUAUGUUUCUGGUCUACCCAAAUCCAUGACACAGCAGGAUCUAGAAGCAAUGUUCAGGGCAUAUGGUUCCAUUAUCACUUCUCGCAUUUUAUGUGAUAAUAUCACAGGCUUGUCUAAGGGAGUGGGUUUUAUCCGAUUUGAUCAACGUAUUGAAGCUGAACGUGCUAUUCAGAAGCUGAAUGGUACUAUACCAGAUGGGGCUCAGGAACCCAUCACUGUCAAAUUUGCAAAUAAUCCAUCGAACAACAACAAAGCGGUGCCACCUUUGGCGGCUUACCUUUCACCACUGACCCGGCGUUAUGGAGGCCCCAUCCACCAUCCAGCUGGGCGCUUCAGAUACAUUCCCCUCUCGCCCCUUACCAGACAUUCCUUGGUGUUCCCUCAAGUGAAAACGAUAGAUUCACUGCCGGAGGAGCCCUCAAAUCUUGCCCAAGAUAUGAAAAGCAAGUUAGUGACGCCUGCGGGAGCUGCACGCAGGGGUCGCGAUCCUCAAAUGGCAACCGGGGAUGAUGAUCCAGACCCAAGGUAUUCCCCCGGGUCGGGUGAUAACCUGUUGGGGAACUCCCUCCUGCCUGGUAGUGCCCUCAACGGAUCCGGUUGGUGCAUAUUCGUGUAUAACCUGGCACCAGAAACAGAAGAAAACAUCUUAUGGCAACUCUUCGGACCUUUUGGUGCAGUUCAGAACGUAAAGGUUAUCCGGGACCUGCAGACGAACAAAUGCAAAGGAUUUGGAUUUGUCACCAUGACGAAUUAUGACGAAGCUGUCGUUGCCAUCCAGUCUUUGAAUGGCUACACUCUUGGCAACCGAGUCCUCCAAGUUUCGUUCAAGACCAACAAGCACAAGAGUUAAGGUGGGUGUGUUCCCUGACGUCCGGGCUCAGUCACCGUCCUGCAGCCCGGGGGCGCCCCAGCUGUUGCCCUCAACAAGCAUUGGCACCGCCCGUCACGUCACUGUCUCCUCUCGGUGGCGGGUGUGGUAAAAACGACCCCCCUACGACAGCUUGACCCACACCAAGGGGGUCAUGUGCUAGUCAGGUCCAGAGGACCCCAGGGUGUCCCACUCUGCAGGUGGCAGCUGUGAAGAAUGUAAGAAAAAGAUUACACUGCAGUCACCGGGGCCUACAACAGUAAAUAAAACUCAUUUGGCCCCCUGCUACCCAGACUGGACCCCAACAUUCCCCGCCGCACUAUGUGUGAGGUGCUCUCGCGGGGAGGUCGUCAUACAUCCGCCCCCAGCCAUCCAAAUAUAUGUAUAUUAGAGCGUACUUAACAGUUUAUCAAGAGUCAUAUGAUCUGAUUAUCCCAAAGCAGAACUAGUCGGCUAAGUGAGGAUGUAUCACAAGGUGCUAGUCGCACUAAGGCCAGUAGUGGUAUCUAUUGAAUGCCACUUACCGCUGAUAUCAUUACUACUGUAAGUUGUCGAGUCCUCAAAACCUUGUGUGAAUGGGUUUGCGCUACUCGAAGUGAGUGUAGACAGGCAUAUGGGCUAGUGUGGGUAUCUGUUUUUGUGUCAUACCCAUUCUCAUGCCAUCCUGCCUACACCCACCGAAUGUGCGCUCUUAUUUAUUGAUAUUUAUCUCAUAUUUAAGGCUAAGUGUAUUUUUAUUGUCUUUACUAAUGUACACUUAAAGAAAUAAGUGUAAUGUUGCAUUAUUUUGCCUCUGAAAAAAAUAGUAUAGUAUUUUUUUUCUUUACCUUAUUAAAGGGAAUAGUUUAGUAUUUUGUUUAUUUACUUUUUCAAUCAUGAGCAGCAAUAGAAUCUCAUUUUUUUUCUUUUUGGUUGUGGCCUUGCUUUAGAAUGAGAAGCAAGUUUUCUAGUCUUUAAUUCAAGUCGUUAUGUAUAGUAGGUUGAUUUUCCUAGUAUAGUUUUCAUGUUUUCCGUAAUUUCCACAUUGUGAGAAAAUGUUUUCUUGAUUGUCUCAUAUUCUUUAUUUCUGUGAACAUCAUAUGUGAAAUAGACAUUUUAGUUUUGUGUGGCUGGGAAAUAAAUUUAGUUUGUUUAUUUGAGUUUGCCUUUUUAUUUAGUUGACACUAUUUGUCCCUUUUAGUUUCUUACUAACACAUUGCACGACAAUGCUUCAGCACGGGUCCCUUGGUUGUCACGUGUAUUUAUCGCACUGCCAGGAACUGCUGGUUGGAUCAGUGACUUACACAUCACCUGUAAAAUUUAUUGUCAUACCUUCCAAGUGGUGUGCUUCAGGUAUUUUGCUGGUGUUUGUAUUGGUUAUUGUUUUCUUCCAGACCUGGUUUGAAGCUCCCAUCUGUGUAGUAGCCUCGUCAUUUACUUUCAGCUUUAAAAUGAAAUCAGUAAUGGAUGACUUCAUAUUGGCAUAUGCCUUGUCUUUGUAUAACUUUGUAAUCCUGCAUUAUUUUGAUAGUAAAGCAAUUGAUAAUAGGGAAGAGCAAUAAAUUGUAAUGAAAAUUAGAAAUUUUUAGUACUGAGUUAAGGUUGCUGCUUAACUUGAUUGUGUUUGCAGCAGUAUGGAAGAAGGGUAGCAAAUGGCAAGGUUAAAACACAGCUGAUAAGAUAAAGGGCUUCUACCAACUGUUGUAUAUCAUAUUGUUGAGUUGGUUCUCUUGGUUUGCUUCUUGGGACUUCUUUUUUUUUGGGGUUUUUGAGGAUAAAACCGCGCAAGUUAAGCACACACAAAGUACUGGUGGUCCUCGAGCAGGUGUCACAAUAAAGGCUACUUAACGAUCGACCCUUCUGUACUAAUCUGCUGUCAAGGUAAGGAUAAGGGAAACUUCCAUGCAAACCUAAAGAUUAUCUUGAGAGAAAAAAUGUGUCUAUUUUUGUACAGAAAUUUAGAUAAAGAACCCUAAUAACAUUCCUGCAUCAAUCGAUAUAUAAGUCAAUAAUGAUAAUGAUAAUAAUAAUUGAUUUUUAUUGAUAUUAUUAUUGCUAUUAUCAUUUGUGCAUCAAUCGAUAUAAGUUAAGCAUAUGUAGAUGGCAGUGUUGUGAUUAGAGUUCCGAAUUUUGCAGUCUGAUUGCAAAUGUCACCCUUCACACACCCUAUCGUAAGGGUAAUUUUUCUGAAGCCAGUCAGAUUUAACAACCCUAACAUUUUCACUCAGUGUCAGAUGUGUAUGUACGGGUGAUAUUUUUAUAGCAAGAUUGUAGCCUUCGGAACUCCUCUUUAUAUACCCGCCGAAGCACCCGUUAAAGAACAGACACGGUGGUUCUUCUGUUCAUAGAGGGUUUUAACAAGUUUUAUCAGUUUUUUAUAUACAGUACCAAAGCUAGUUGUCGGCACUUGUCUAUAAUAAUUGUAUCUGUGGGGCUUUAAUUAUGUGAUUAGUAGCCCUUUUGUAAAGGCCAACAAAUUUCUAUCAUAAUCCAGUUUAAAAUAUUAGGAAAGCAACAUUUGAACUUAAAAAUUAUUAACAUCCAAAAAUAAUGUUUUUAGGGUGUGGAAGGGUGUAAGGCUCAGGAUUGUGUUUAGGUAGGUACCAUUGUUUUGGGUCUCUUGGUUCAAAUUCAGGGUAUGGUGCAGGAAAAGCUGGUCUUUUUAGGCUGGAUAGGUAGAUGGUUUUUAUUAUGGUAACUGUCAUUCUCUAGAAUGUGAUGACAGAUGUUGUUAGGACUGUUGAAAAAAUAAUAAUAAUAAUAAUAAAAGUAGUUUGUGAUGGUAUUUUUAUGGUGAGAAUAUUUAUGAAAGAUUGCUAUCACCCCCCCCAAAUAUUCAUACUGUCCCUCUAUGAAUGAAUCAACGAAAUAGAUUAAUACUGAUAAUGGUACUUCUUGUUAAAUAGAUUUGAUGUUAAUAAAGUGCAGGUGAACAGAUACAUUCCUCUUUCCGUCACAGAUAUUUGCGUUCUAGUUGAUUGCUGGAAGGUCACUCAUGCGAGGUUAGGCGGCGGUGCCACAAGGGGUAAGGAGGCAAUGGGGUUUGGGGCUGCUACUACCUAGUAUGUACCCCCAAUUAAAGGGGGCUGUCAUUCCUUUAGCCCCCUUUGCUUGUUGUAACACCACCACCAUGACCCAUUGUCAAAUGGAUUGUUUUGUAGGUUAAAGGUAUGUAAUUUUAUAAUUUGUUCAUGUUUAGAAAUUUUAAAGAAAUUCUAAAGUGUUUGUAUUAUCCAAAGGGGUUUUCAUUAUAGAGUAGGGAAAAGAUUUUGAUACAAAGUGAUCACAUUUUGGAUAUAAAAUUACUGCUUGUAAUGGUGGUGGUGCUACGUAAAAGGGUUCGGUAUUGGGGAAGGCACUCUUUAUUAAGAGAGUUCUUUCUCACGCCCAUACCACCCAUAGCGCCUGCCCGUCGGCUGCGCUGCCUCCCUGAAUUCAGUUUUAUAGGGAUCAGUACCCACAGACUUUGGUUUUAGGAUUUAUUUAUUAAGAUGGUAAACACGUGUAUCCCACGAUAAAUCCUAUACUCAGUGUAACCAAAGGUGCAUUAAAAAUUGGAUCUCAGAUUAAUGUUUGUUCAAAGGAAAAGUUGGGCGCUGGUGUUAGUGUUGGACAGUUGAUAUAGUUUACCUGCUCAGGCGGAGGAAUGUUGGGCAUGCGAUCCUCCCCUAGUUUGCACCAAACGGGUCCACACUAGGCAGGCGGGUCACUGUCCGGCACCGGACCGCGCCACAGAGUGAAGGACUUUACGGAUGCAAACUCCCUGGUGCCGUCUGUCACUGCUGAUGCUGAUGCUCAUGUGUCCAGUUGACUACCAGCAAGGCCUGUGGGCAGCAGCACCAGAAGGGUGGACGGACACUGCCCUUGUAGCGUGGGUGGAGUAGGGUGACGGAUUUGCCGCACCGCCACUGUCAUGACCCAAUGCAUUAUUUGCUAGGCUUGUGAUGGCGACGUGGCAUCCUAAUCACGUUUACUGCCGCACACGUAAAACCCAAUCUGUCAAUGUGUUUGUCGAUUACGAUGCAUUCAGUUUGCAUUUUACCGCGUAUCUAGUAUCGUAAUUUAUAAUAUAUUAUUGUAUCUAUUUGUCAUCUUCUUGUAUAUUAUUCAAGUCUAGUUUGAAUAUUGUUCAUAUUAUUAUUCCUCUUAGAAAGGAACAUGCGGAGUUUCCUGCUGGCCCUGAUAUUGUUUACCGAACAAAAUUGGUUUUCCAGGCAGUGGUGAAGGUGUUGGGUUGCAUGUGAGAAUGACCCCCCGAUAGCACAAAUUACUGGCAUAUCUUGGUCCUUUUGCAGUAGCAGCUCAUCCCUUCACCACCAGCCUUUACAACCCACCCCAUACUCCGCAUGUCUCCCACACUUGGAUUUAUUGUAUAUGUAAUGUAAACCUUUUCUCCUCUUUGUGUGUUGUAGCCUACUAGGUUUAACGCCACACUCCCACUCUGGCUGACGGGCUGCUCGGCUCAGCCAGCCCCCACCUGCUGCCCGCUAUGCCCCGUCUUGGUGCUUGGUUCAUGCCGUUUGUUGUCUGCUCACUGUUUUUGCCUCUGUGCUCGCCACCACAGUCUCUGUGGUUUCUGAGUUCAGUUUUGUUGUCAGAGGGCAGAGAGCAUGCGCGUGUGGACGUGCGUGCGUCCCGGAGGGAAGUUCUCUGGUGCCACGUUGUUUCGCAAGCUAUCACUCAAUCAUUCCAUGUUCUCUGUGUCUGUGUUUGUAUUGAGUCUAAACUGCAACUUGUUAUUGACUUAGGGGGUCUAAUCUGAAUACCUCGACAACAAAUGAUGCAAUAAUGUCUUUUAUCAGACUCUUAUUGUAGAGUAGUCUAUAUGAAGAUUAUAAUAAAAAGUCAUCCAAAGAGAAGUAGUGGUUUCACAUCUAAAUUUUUAUUAUUACAAAUAGUCUUGGGACACCAUCUCUGGCACAACUAUUUUGUAAGUGUUAAAGAUAAAUUUUUGAGCAAAUACCGCUGGGGAUGGUGACCCGAGCAUUGGCCGUCAUGUUUCCACACCCGCCGUGUGUUGAUUUGCCCCAUGAAGUACAUGAUGGUGUAGUGGGUACAUGUGGGGUGGCCCGAUCAGCGCCCUUUCCAGCCCUAUGAUGAUUAUGGGAUUAGAUCACUUUUGUAUCAGCCUUCCGGGCAGUCAAUGAUAGAUAACCAUCAUUAAUUUUCUGAACACAUUACUCUGUUCUUAAUCUAUGUUGGAAGAAAAGAGCUAGUUAGAAAGCCACAUAGCAAUCUGUGUGGCCACAAUCCUUACCCACAUUUUCUUACUCAUACAGUCUUUUAGUGUAGGCUACAGGACCUAUGGGGUUUAGGUGAGUGGGUUUGUGAGCGCACUUUAUUUGUCUAUGUAUUAAUCUUGCUAGGGAGUGUAGUUGACAGCGCUGGUCUGGGCUGACUCUUCAUGUUGCCCUUAGACGCCAACUUAGUUGUUCUGUUGCCCCCUCUCCCUCCCCCUCCCUCCCAAGUGGUAGGCAGCCUGGAAACUUCUGCUGCUACCACCACCCAUCAAGCCGCCACAUGUCAUGGAAUGGCCCACCUCCUCCUUCUGUACUGUUCAGCUUCUGUAGAGUGCCGCCGCUAGGUGUCUGUGUGUAUGGUUUACAUUACCUCUGGGUGUGUCCCAAGCUGCCCCGCCCCUGCCUAGCCACCCACCACUACAAACCAACCACUUUGCCCACCAUCAUCAUCAUGCCCACACUGGCGCAGGUCACAGCUAGGGCCAAGCUGAUGGGCGGGGACAGCAGAGCAGGUAGCCCGAGUUUUGUCUCCUGACAUCUUUAGCACGUAAGACUUUUCUCCUGAUAAUUAUCAUUCUUCUUAUUUAGAGUAAUAAUCCGAUAUACAGGCAUAUAGUAUGAGCGCUUCUGUAUAAGUUACCGUAGUCUAACUAUUAAUCUUAUUAUAUUUAAUGUGUCAUUAGUCUAUCUGUUUGCUUGUUUAACUUGUCGAGUGUAGAGCCAUGGGUUGGAUUUUGGUUAUUUUGGUCACAUGUUUGCAAAUGAAAUUAAUUGAAUAAAAAAAUAUAUUUGUAAUUUGAGAUGAAGUAAGAACUAAUUUUAUGCUGAGCCUAAGAGGACCCCUGAGACAGCCAGCCCAGCCACGUGCCCUACGCCCACAACUGGAAUGGCCAAAUUCUCUCCCAUUGACUUUGGUUUGAAUACUGUACUGCUCGUAAUUAUCCAAGUAAUUAAAUAUUGGUUUUGUCGUGUAUUUGUGUUCCAAGCAGUCUUAGACACUAAAAGUUGUAGAUCAUAAGUUCUUUGCCAGUUCAUGUAAGUUCCCCCUUCAAUUUUCGCUGGGAUCCGGUCUCCGUUUUCUUUGAGUUGUCAGUCGCUCUUGGAGGCGCGCCGACCGGCCGAGCCUCUUCUGUUCCUUUGCCUCUUCCACCCUCGUCCAUCCUUUAGCUUUCUAUUCUUCUACUUCUAUUUAACAUAUAUCUUACAUUAUUCCUAUAUCCCUAAUUCUGUACUAACCUAUCAUUUUCCUAACCUCCCCUUUCCCCUGCCUCCCCCUCCCAUAUUCCUGCAAGGUGUCCCAAACUUUGCUCUGCAGCCCAAAAUGCCACCACCACCCGCGUUCUUCUUGCCCUUAUGUUUCCUGUCACUCGUAAUGAGGCAAUUGUGAUUUUGGCAAGGACCUGAACAAUUAACAAAAUAAAAAAAAAUAAAAAAAGUUGACCAGGGAGCUUUCCACAGCUGUUUUAUUUAUUUACCAGUGUUUUUGUCAAGAGAGUUGAAUGCGCUGCAGGGUCAUGGGGUGGAGAAUGAGCUAUAUGUUUAAAGCUUUAAUACUGCAGUGCAAAAAUUUUUGUUGCAUUUGGACCACAUUCAACUGCAUUGAGCAGUAUGUUGGUGUACUUACUAGACUAGAUACAAGUACUGUAAUUGAUUAGAGAUUAGUUGGGAAUAUUGAAUAAGAAUUUUAAGCAUUAUUCUCUCCUUGUAUCCUGAGAAGCACAACUCUCUGGCUCAGCUACAUAAGCCCCUGACCAAUUUUUGUACACAGCGAUGCAGAUUGAUCUUGUUGUCGUUUCCAAAGGUAGUUUUGGUUGUAUUGCAAUAUUUGUACUUUUCCAUGUUGAAACCUUAAACAAUAAAUUAUUGCAAGACAUGUUU
Messenger RNA from Macrobrachium nipponense, 9225 nucleotides. RefSeq names its product ELAV-like protein 1. Gene Ontology annotation, molecular function: RNA binding. The transcript has 9 exons. The coding region runs from base 797 to 2110 and encodes 437 amino acids. The record is from RefSeq and is a predicted model, not a curated record. Gene Ontology annotation, cellular component: ribonucleoprotein complex. NCBI's taxonomy places the organism in Eukaryota, Metazoa, Arthropoda, Malacostraca, Decapoda, Palaemonidae.